CACAGAAUGUGUCGACGCAUCUCCGCGCCCAGGCGGCUCCUCCCCACUGCGGGAACCCGGGAAAACUUGUGAACUAAUCAGAAAAAGCGGAAGGCGGGCGAUCUUAGGAAGCCGCCCAAUGGCGCGGAAGAGAGCAAAUGACCUGGCCAAUCAGAAACGGCACGGGGGCGGGCUCGCUCGGCGCGAAGUUCGGGCCCGGGAAUUCCGAAGGAGGGGUAGGCGCUGCCCGCGCGCCGAGGCCGCGCCCCUCCUGGCCCCGGCUUCCUGGCUGUCAAACAGCUGCAGCAGUAUCGGCUCCGGCCGAGGAGCCCAGGGGGUCCCGGGACCCGCGGCACAGGCUGGCACUGCUUGAAGAGGAGGCUACUCGGAGACUGCACCGCGCUGAUUGGAGGCUCCCCAGAUAUUUUGCGACCUGAGGAUCCAGCUCAAGUGAGGUGCUAUAGGACGUGUUCCUGAGUUUGCAUUGCACGGAGACCUUCCUGGAAUUUUUCAUUUGCAAGUCGGCUUAACAACCGAUUUUGCAUUGAGUCCUAGGCUGCUUGCACUCUGAAUUUGGACUAUUCAGGUAGUGUGCUCAAAGUUGAAACUGCACACAGCACAACUCAAGUUUGCAUCAGACUGGGAAGCGAACUUAAGCCAGCGGUGCGUGGCCCAGGAGUGGGAAAGGAAAUGGAUCCCUAAAGUGGAAGAGGUGGUGCAAAGGGGGCACCGCCCAUGCUGCCCUGCUUCCAACUGCUGCGCAUAGGGGGCGGCAGGGGCGGUGAUCUCUACACCUUCCACCCCCCCGCCGGGGCUGGCUGCACCUAUCGCUUGGGCCACAGGGCCGACCUGUGUGAUGUGGCUCUGCGGCCCCAGCAGGAGCCUGGCCUCAUCUCUGGGAUCCACGCCGAACUGCACGCCGAGCCCCGGGGUGAUGAUUGGAGGGUCAGCCUGGAAGACCACAGCAGCCAAGGUACUUUGGUCAAUAAUGUCCGACUCCCAAGAGGUCACAGGCUGGAAUUGAGUGAUGGAGACCUCCUGACCUUUGGCCCUGAAGGGCCGCCAGGAACCAGCCCCUCGGAGUUCUACUUCAUGUUCCAACAAGUACGAGUCAAGCCUCAGGACUUUGCUGCCAUUACCAUCCCACGAUCUAGGGGAGAAACCCGGGCUGGGGCUGGUUUCCGGCCUAUGCUGCCCUCCCAGGGGGCUCCACAGCGGCCUCUCAGCACUCUCUCCCCUGCCCCCAAGGCCACACUGAUCCUGAACUCCAUCGGCAGCCUCAGCAAGCUCCGGCCCCAGCCCCUCACCUUCUCCCCUAGUUGGGGUGGACCAAGGAGCCUGCCUGUUCCCGCCCCACCUGGGGAAGUGGGGACCACCCCUUCUGCUCCACCCCCACGCAAUCGGAGGAAAUCUGUUCACCGAGUGUUGGCGGAACUGGAUGAUGAGAGUCAGCCUUCUGAGAGCCCGCCACCGGUCCUUACGGAGCCCAGGAAGAAACUCCGUGUAGACAAAGCCCCACUGACUCCCACUGGAAAUCGACGUGGCCGUCCUCGGAAGUACCCAGUGAGCGCCCCCAUGGCUCCCCCUGCAGUUGGGGGCGGGGAGCCCUGUGCAGCUCCUUGUUGCUGCCUGCCCCAGGAAGAGACAGUGGCCUGGGUUCAGUGUGAUGGCUGUGACGUCUGGUUCCAUGUGGCCUGUGUUGGCUGCAGCAUCCAGGCUGCCAGGGAGGCCGACUUCCGAUGCCCAGGGUGCCGGGCUGGCAUCCAGACCUAAGGUCCACCACCAAGGCCCCAUCGGACACACCUGCCCAUGAGUAGACACAGCAGCGAGCAAAUGGGUCUGCUAAAUGCCCCCCUUCCCUUCCCUCCCCAGGAGGGAAUGACUACAGGGAAGAAGGGCGGAUUGAUGUGGACUCAUUCAGGGCCUGGAGCAGACCCUGGUGGCCAAGCUGACAGAAGAGAUGGUUUCCUGCCAAAGAUAUUGCCACCUCCAGGAAAUUGCCAGUGAGCUGGAAGUUCCCACUAUUACAAGCUAUAAGGCCAUGUUGCCAUGGACACCAGAAUAUCUGUAGUCAGAGCACCUAUCAGUUGCAAAAGCCAUGCCUGCAACUGAUGGAAAAUGUAAGAGGGAGUUCUUAAGGUUCUUGGUGGCAUCACCCAAGGCAUUCUGGGAAAACCUAGGGCCUGUCCCCAAAACUUCCCUACUCUGUGGCUAGUCCUGCUUCCGACCAAAUCGUAGUGACCUGGCUUUUCAGAGCUUUGCUUUUAUUUCUAAGUCGAGGACAAGCAGCUUCUUUCACUCCUGGGUAUUUACUCUUGUGGGUCUGUGAUAUAUUCCUUGCUUUCCAGGGAGAAUGUACUUGGCAAGGUCUGGAGAACUAAUUCAGAAUCUUAGGGAAAGGGGAGGAGAGAUGGAAAUACAAUUUGCUUACUGGAAAGGUGCAAAUAUAUGGGUUGAGCUGGAGGUAGGAAUACAAGUAAUUAAGGUUUCUAGUUUAAGGGAAAACAGAUCUAUU
Molecule: messenger RNA, 2494 nt
Organism: Mandrillus leucophaeus (drill)
Lineage: Eukaryota; Metazoa; Chordata; Mammalia; Primates; Cercopithecidae
Gene: TCF19
Product: transcription factor 19
Exons: 4
Coding region: 715-1752 (345 amino acids)
Biological process (GO): regulation of gene expression
Cellular component (GO): nucleus
Molecular function (GO): protein binding
Source: RefSeq, a predicted model, not a curated record